UCAAAAUAAUUCUUGUUAUUGAUGGUUGUAUAAAGGCGGUGCCACUUCUAUCCUCUGCAGAAUAUCUCAAUAAGCGAGUUGAGUUAAUCAGGUAUUUGACGAGGAGUUACAGUUAUGGCCGACCACUCCGAUGAUUUAGACCAACUUCUCGACAGUGCUUUGGAUGAUUUCCAGAAUCUCAAUCUCACUCCUUCCUCUCAAACUCAAAGGAGUGGAGAAGGAAAUGGCACAGAGAAGAAGCAAGAAUUUGGUACUUUGCCAUCUGGGAUACAAGGGUUGGGGAUGGGAUUACCUGACUUGAAAACCAAGAAAAAGGGAAAGCAAAAGGUUUCAAAAGAUUCCCAUGUCACGGAGACUCUUAAUAAGCUCAGAGAACAGACGAGGGAGGCUGUGAAAGGAUUAGAAUCAAUGGCACAACCAGGUGGAUUUGAUUUCGGUAAGGAUGCUGUGGUUGAUGAUUGGGUUAAGCAGUUUGAGGAGCUUGCUGGCUCUCAGGUAAUUCUUCAAUUUUAUUAUUAUUAUUAUUAUUUUUAAUUUUUUGAGUUAAUG
Messenger RNA from Pistacia vera, 549 nucleotides. RefSeq names its product peroxisome biogenesis protein 19-2-like. The transcript has 3 exons. Gene Ontology annotation, cellular component: peroxisome; peroxisomal membrane. Lineage: Eukaryota; Viridiplantae; Streptophyta; Magnoliopsida; Sapindales; Anacardiaceae. The coding region runs from base 115 to 534 and encodes 139 amino acids. Gene Ontology annotation, biological process: protein import into peroxisome membrane. The record is from RefSeq and is a predicted model, not a curated record.